Messenger RNA from Acipenser ruthenus (sterlet), 8317 nucleotides. RefSeq lists its product as uncharacterized. The coding region runs from base 662 to 6625 and encodes 1987 amino acids. NCBI's taxonomy places the organism in Eukaryota, Metazoa, Chordata, Actinopteri, Acipenseriformes, Acipenseridae. Gene Ontology annotation, biological process: lens development in camera-type eye; visual perception. The transcript has 22 exons. Gene Ontology annotation, molecular function: structural constituent of eye lens. The record is from RefSeq and is a predicted model, not a curated record.
AGGUGCCUUUCUGUACACUGCAAAUCUCCUUAAGCCUGCAGAGGGACAACUGUGCAACUCCACAGACAUCCCCCAGCCUGCAAUGCAUAUUGCUUUGCUUAGUGAUAGGCGGACAGACGUAUGAUUAACGUCACUUAGAAUAACCUAACAUUUGAACCACCUUUGGAACCGAAGUAUCCCAGAAUUUUAACGCCUCUGCACCACCAGUCUGCUCGGACAAAUGUCAGAUAAACGAGUCUUGCUGCUGCAGCAAGACGUUCAUGUCAUGAAACAGAGCUUUGCACUCACAACCGUCCUAUGAAUGAUAUAUGUUACACCUGGAAAACCCGAGCUGUGUGCAAAAGAAACACCGAUUUAACACAUUUCCUGCGGCGUUGUCUGCGACUUCGGUAAAGUAAUUUCUUGUUAAAACUUGUCUGAAGAGAGAGAGAGGAACACAAAUCAUUAAAAAAAAAAAUCUACUAGACUCCGCCUUCUUCUCUGGAUUUAUGGCAGUAGUUAAAGUCAAAGGAAACUAAUCUGUACUGUACAGUAGUACAUCGAGUCGUGUUUCACAGCUCUUCAAACCAGUCUGAAAGAUAUGUUGUGAACAUACCACAGCCUGUGCCCGUAACGGUUUUCAGAAUAAAAAAAAGCAAAAUUUGGGAUUAGCGGUGAAACGAUGUCCAGUUUGAAGAGGCAAAGUUCCUGGCAGGAAGACAUAGCAAAAAACUUUUCCAGACUGUUUUCGAGAACCAAAUCAGAGGAUGAUGGAAAACUGGUGGGCAAAACGGCAGAGAUUAUUAACAGUUCGGAGAACAAAGAAAAUGAGAUAAUCAGCCCCAGUGAGACCAAAGAAGAACCCCUUUCCGAGGAGUUGCAGGCUGAUUUAUCACAGGGUUUCCAAGGCACGGAUAUAAAGAACACAUCCCCAAAGGAUGAAGUCAGGUUCCAAUCAGAGGAUCCAGCCAGCCUGCCUCUCCCCGCCUCUGCUGCUGCUGCUGCUCCUCCUGUAACCAAACAGGCUGGGGAUGCGCCGCCUUUAGAUGUGUUUUUCAAAAAGCUCAGCAGCCUGUUUAAUUUGUCAUCAAAGUCUGAUUCAGAGGAUCCCAAGAGCUCUGCUCAGCAGGGGGCUGGCGUGACACAAGAUGCCGAUCAGAACCUGAAAGGGAUGCCAUCAGAAGGACAGCAGAAUGGAACACUGAGGGACCCCAGUGAGAAGCUGGGAGCAGCAGAGAGCCAGUCCCAGCCGAAGUCAGAGAGGCAAAGAGUGGAGAAAGCACAGGACCAUCUGGGAACUGACAAAGAGGCAGCAUCUCAGCAAAGCCCAGUCCAGCUUCCACCUGGAUUGCAUGAACCAAACAAACAGAACGGGUGGACUUCAGACUCACUGCAGCUGGAUCAAAGCUACAGCAAUGGCAAUCAUUUAGUAUCUGGUGAAGCAGCUGUUGAAGAGCCAACCUCCAGCACAGCUGCUCAGAGCCACGAUCUGUCUUGUCCGUCCGCCGUCACCUAUGCAACCUAUCGAGGCUUGAGAAAGAUGAAAAAGCUGAUGAGGAAACAGCUGCCUCAAGUGGCGUCUCCUAUACCGGAAGUAUUGGAAGAUGGCAUCAUUCAGAGCAUGAACAGCGAGCACACAGGCAUCUCAGGAACUGCUGGAGAGGCGAGCAGCUUCCAGCUAACUGGACAGACAAAUGUGGAGAGCGCUGAGAGUCUACAUGGUAGGAACCCAGGGACAGCCUCUCCUCACGCCAGGCUUGGGUCAGAACCAGAGGACUAUAGCAAUACGGACAGCCAACCUGAGGGACCAAUCAGAUCUUUGAAACAAAACGGAGCAUACAUUGACACUGACCCCCAUAAUCAACCACGUCCAGGACUACACGAGAGCAAGCAAAAUACACUGCCAGUUAAUGAACAGCUUGCCAAGCAGCAUACCUCAGCAGACAUGGACAUGAUCUCUGAUUCCAGCAGUGCUUUAGCAUCCUUAGCAGCUGCAGCUAAGGAAGGGAAUGAUAUGCACUUGUCCUCAGAAGGCGUGCUGUCACCAGCCGCUAAUGAGACCCAAAGGGAUGUUGCAGGUAACUCUGACAAGGAAACUGCCAAGCCGAUGUCAGGGAUUUUCAACGAGGCAACAGACGGACAAACUGAGCAAGCAGAAAUUCUAUCCCACCAAAAGGACAUCGCAAGGUCACUUACAGAGGCCAACGCUGUGCUCCACAGCCAAGCUGAACGACCCCAGGGAACUGAACACACAUACCAACCGGCUGCUCACAGCAUGUCCAUAGCUUCUCCUGGUUACCAGAACAACCCAGUGUUUCGGUAUAAUAUUUCAUUACCUGAAGCUCAGGAAACCGACAUCAAGGAAAUACUAAUACCAGGUGCUAGGUCUGUUGAAACCGUGGGACAAGAACACAGUGCUCUAAAGGAAAAUGAAAGUAAACCGAUCCCAGCAAGGAAGCAAGAAACAGCAGAGGCAGAUAUUAAUAUACAUGCCUUGCAAUCAGAGUCGAGGCAGAUGGUUCAAAAUAUCCUGAGGAACGCCUCUGCAGCUCUCCAGAAACUAGACGCCUCUGAAUCCGAGAAUGCAGAUCUGCUGAAUGUUAAUUCAGAGGAUUUAAGUAGUGUACUGAAAUCAGCUGAACCAAGAGGCCAAAGUAUAGAGACUCCUACAGGGAAGGUAAAUGAAAGCAGUCUCAGAUUGGACUUGAACUCAGCAGCAUCACCUACUCAAACAAACACACCAUCUACAUCUAGCACUCCAACAGAAAUGAAACAGACCGUAGCGUAUUCACAUUAUGAAUCCCUGCUUGAUUCAGACAUUCACACUAAGCCCAACAUUUCUGUAUGUGUGGAAUCUGCCUUGUAUAGGUAUCACCAAAGCUCUAUUGAAUCUAAUGAUAGUGAAAGGCAAGCGGACAACCUCACUCAGAACAGCAAACCAAUGACAUCCAUUUCUGAAAGGGUUAACACUGGUAUAACAUUAGGGCAGGACACUGUAACAGAAGAGCAACCAGUCAAUGUGUCAUUUAAAGACAAUGAAGAUAAAUUACACGCAACAGAGACAGAAAUGAACAGGGAUUUCAAUGCAACCAUAUCUAGAAAAGCCACAGAAAUAGUCAAUGAAGUUUUCCAGUUAGCCAAAGUCACUGUAUCCAGUGAGCAACAUAGCCACUGUUUGCCUAAAGUCACUCAAGAGGAAACUGUCGACAUACCACAAAGGUUUCCCAUAGAGGAAAUCCAUUCAGUUGUGACAACUAAUGUGAAGGAACACCCAGGUCAAGUUACUGAUGUUGCUCAAGAAGUUAGUGGACCAUUUACAACUGAAGCCCAAACCAGAGAGCUUAAUGGCGUAACCAAGCUGAAAACCUCCCUCAGUACCGAGACUGCUUUAAUACCGAAAGCUAAUCUAGUCGCAGAACUAAUUCUUUCAGCUCCACAAGAACUUUCCCAGAAAUCGGACACAGCUAACGAUAUCUGCGAUGGCACAAAAACAACAAAUGACAUCACAGAAAAUAAAAUCACUUUGACUUCUGACCAGUGCGAUGGAACCAGCACUGAAACACCCUCGAAAUGUCUCAAGGAUGCCUGGCAAGCAGAAGAAGCCGGUGACAGGUCUACAAAACCCCAAGAUUUCCAUGAGGUCCCUCAUAGAGAUGGAGAAGAAGGUCAGCCUUUCCUUUUAGUUAAGAGUUAUUUAGUUUCUGUCCUAGAAGGCGAGUCAGACCUGGGCUAUUCUGAUAGCGUUCUCAGCACACAUCCAGGAUGUGCUGAACAGGAACUUGUCUCCAGCAGUGAGCUGCCUGUUAUUAACCUGCAUGUGUAUGAUGAGCAGGAAUCUCACAAGAAUGAAGUCGAUGGCAGCUUUGCUGCCAUUAGUGAGGAAGAUGAGGCAGAAGCAUCUGGCUAUGAACAAGGUAUGCUGCUCAGUCAAAACUUCAGGAGGAAACAGCUAUACCCUUUUUCUUUAUCUCCAAUAUUUGAGGAGGAGAGUUCUAGAGAGGAUACAAAUAUGGAGGACCUUCCAGAAAACGAGGAGGAGGUAAUGAAGAGUGCUGAAGACCAAGCCCUCUCCAUCCUCUCUCUCCUCCAGUCAGUAAGCGAGAGGCUUAAGCUCAGCAGUUUAUCGAAUAGAGAUGAGGACUGUUUCGAAGAACCAUCUCGGGCUGAGGUGGAUUCUCCUUCUGAGGAUUCCAGCAUGAGGAGAGAUGACAAUGCAAUUCAGACAACAGAGGAAGACCAAAUCGCACAGAUGAAAAAAACACUCCUUGAGGAAACCUGCAAUGACGGUACAGCAUUGACUGAGACUUCUGGGCCACUUGUUAGGGUAAAAGAAAAUAACUCCACAGAACCACUGGUGAGUGAAAACAAAGGAGUAUGCCAGACCACGCAGGACACAUCAAGAUCCUCAGACAUUCCUUUUAAAGCUUCUGCUGCCAGCGUUAGCCCGAUAUAUCAGUAUUUACAAGCGAUUCCAUCCAUCCCAAAACACCAGGAAGUCCCACAAUCCACUAUAAAACAACACUUGGCGGAAGAAGAUUUUCCGAACAGCGUGGCGUCUGAUCCGAAACCUGGAGGCACGCCAACAGGCCUGAUUGAUACAAGGAAUUUGAAGAUCAACCCAAGACCGGGUAAAAUGAUCAUCUAUGACGCCAUUAACUUUUCUGGAAAAAAGCACGAAAUUCUCAGUAACAUCCAGGAUGCCACGUCAAUGAUGUUUCCACAAGGUGUCUCCAUCAAGGUUGUCAGAGGAUGCUGGGUCUUGUAUGCGGAACCACGAUACAGAGGGCAGUACCUCGUUCUGCAGGAAGGGGAGACGGUGCUGAGUCACUUUGGGGGCUCUCCCACGACGGUGGCAAUUGGUUCAAUUAAGAGAGUAGUAGAGAAUCACAGUAUUCCAGAAAUUCAGCUUCGCCGUCUGCAAGGCAACAUCCAAGGAACUUCUGUGAGCUUCCAAAACGAAAUCAAGGACCUGGAAGCACUUGGAGCUGCCCCUGACCUUUCUUCUGUCACGGUCAAGUCUGGGUGCUGGCUUGCCUACGAUGACACCAAUUUCAGUGGAAACUCCGUCCUUCUGCAAGCAAACGAUUCAGCUUCACAGGAUGCUGGCAAACCAGAAAUCACCCACGUGAAAUCACUGCGGCCACUGGAAAUGGGUGGCCUGAAAGUACAAAAGCCUUUGGAUCCCAAGAUUGUACUGUACGAGUUUGCCUGCUUCACUGGACAGUCCAAAGAGGUCACUGAUAACGUCCACAAUGUAUCGGCACUGAAGGGACUGAUUGGAGUGGGGUCACUACGGGUCAUCGGUGGAGUAUGGGUUGCCUACACAGCGGAAGGGUAUAAUGGAAAGCAGUACUUGCUUGAAGAGGGUGAAUAUUUAGACUGGCAAGCAUGGGGUGGAUUGAAUAACACGGUGCUGUCCCUGCACUAUGUACAGGCUGACUUUGUAGAGCCUUCAGUAACAUUGUUUGAAGAGGGGCAGUUAAAAAACACAAACAAGCCCGAUAUCGCAGACCUUGACAUUCCAGACCUGGAGAGUGUUGGCUUCGAAAAGGGGAUAGAUUCAAUUCACGUUUCAAACGGAGUAUGGGUGGCGUACCGGCAGAAGCACUUCUGUGGAGAGCAGUACAUCCUGGAGAAAGGAGUGUACAAGAGCAUGUCUGACUGGGGAGGAUCAGACAGCACAAUCCUGUCCAUUCGGCCCAUCCGACUGGAGACCAUGGGAAGCACUGAACCUCAGUACUUGCUGAGACUGUACAGUGAGCCUCAUUACCGUGGAAGAUGUGCCGAAUAUACUACAGAGGCCCUGGACUGCUCUGUGUUUGAACCCAAGUCUUUCAGGGUGAUUCAUGGGAGCUGGCUGCUCUUUGAUGAAGAAGGCUUUGCUGGCAAUCAGUUUGUACUGGAAGAAGGUCUUUACCCUGAUCUCACUUCCUGUGGUUGCAUGGCAACAUCCAUCAAGUCAAUGAAGCCUAUUCAAUAUGAUUUCUCCGAGCCUUCCAUCAGUCUGUUUUCUCUGGACUCCUUUGAAGGCAAGGAGCUGAUUGUGGAGGAAUCUGACAUCUCCCUUCUGAACAAGAACUUCUUCUCCCAGUCUGUCAGAGUGACCAGCGGACUGUGGGUUGUGUAUGAAUAUGCCAGCUUUAAGGGACGACAGAUGCUCUUGACUGGGGGAGAGUUUAGGUGCUGGAGUGACUACAGCGGCUGGAAUACGAUUGGCUCCCUACAGCCUCUGCCACAGCCUAAAGUCUACAUCCGGUUGAGAAACCGGGCGCUGGGCACAUUCCUGACUGCUGAAGACAACGGAGAAAAAUCUAAACCGUCAAGAGUUUCCGUUUGUCCUUCCAAUGGGAAAAGCACACAGAUCUGGACCUUCAGUCAAGGGCUUUUAAAAUCCAAGGUUAACAAGACAUGCAUGGCGCUCAUUGGGGGGAAAAGCACUGCGGGAGCCAACGUGGCGCUCUGGCCAGAGCACGGGCGGAUUCAUCAGAGGUGGAGGUUUAACAAGGACAGCACAAUCACAAGCUAUCUGAACGCCAGCCUCGUGCUGGAUGUUAAAGGUGGAAAGGGUUACGACAAGGAUCAUUUGAUUAUGAAUCCACAUACAGCAGGUCAGAUCACACAGCUUUGGGAUAUCGAAAUGCUGUAAAACGAACUUGGAUAAGCUUGGAAGGUGAACUCAGGAGGCAGAAGGGCCACCAAGGAGCCUGCAGAGGACAAGCUGCUUUCAGAAAUCUCAACUGUAAACUGACAAGGCACAGAGGGAAAAACAAGCCUGCAGUACGGUAACGCUCUAGCUAUUGAGUAUAAAUAUUGAGCUAUGGACAGACAGUAUUGGGAAUACGAAGCGCUUGAAAUUGAUCGAACUGUACCACGCUGGGAUAUGGAUUGUUUUUUUUUUUAGAGCAUUUUACAGCACGUGGAUUGCAUGAACCGUUUCCAGGGGUAUUCCCGGGAUAACCACUGCUGCAGUAAGGUUACCUGUGAAUGUCCUCGUAGCUAUUAGGAUCUGUUCAAAACAAUAUAGAAUUUCACUGUGUUGCUUUAGUGGAAUAACACAUUACUGCACAUUCCCCCUAGAAAAUGUGCACUAAGGAUCAUCACAAUUUUAAACUAAGUAGUAAUUGCUUAUCUUUACUUUGCAAUUACGUUACUGCACCCUUUUUAUGUAAUAAGAUUUAGGAUUAUUGUUCAUAGUGAAGUUUUUAAUGGUCCUGUCAUGCCAGGAAUGAUGGUAAUGGUAUAAUGUCUUCAGGCAUACAAGUUAUACCAAUGUGUGGGUUAAGACUUCCUUAAAGCUUGCUAAAAAAAUGGUCCUUGACUCACUUACAGGACAAGGAUAUUGUACCAGACCACAGACUCUGAUAUGACGGGACAUUGCCCUUCAUCUAAUAAAACAAUAGUUAAAACAAAUCCUAUACAAAAAUGCAUCUAAAGAGUAAUGAUAAAGUGCAAUGUAAUAAAAUACUUUUAAUGUACAGCUUUACAAGCUGGUAUCGAUGCUGACUGGGAACCAAAAUCCUACUUGAAGUAAAUAUAUUUUGAACAUUUACUAUCAUUCGAUCUUGGCUGCCUUUUGCGAGCAGAAAACAUGUAAACCAGGAAAUUAAGUUGGUUUGACAACACAGCAGAUAAGCUUCUAUUCAAACAAGCCCCCGUGGGGAUUGUGGAAACAGAUGUGUGAAAUGAAACUGCUUAAAUAAUGAAUGUUAACAUUGUUAAUAUUUAAUAUAAUCUGUAUGUACGUCAGUAAUAAUCCAUGACAAGCACGUCUUCAUACAGCAUAUACAUGAUGUUACUGCUUGAAAAUGGAGAGUAUGAUGCAAAACGACGACAUUUAUGCAACGAUCUUGCUGAGCCUUGCUUUUACUGAAAAGACCCUCUUUUACCACAUGCCACUGCUGUUAUGGUCGUACUAGCUCACAGCACCCUCGCUCAAACACUGCCAAGAUGCCAUCAAUACUGAUACAGUACCACACUCCUCGCUCUGAAUAAAUUAAUGAUGCACUGCUGGAGUCCGUAUUCACCUGGAAUUAGGACUUGUACCUGACAGGCAGUGGUCAAGGCAUUUUCUGUGAAAGCAAUAACAUACUCUAAACUCAACAUGAAUCAACAACUGUAAUCAGUGCAAUUCCUAGAGAUUACUGAGACUGUAUAUAUACAUGUAUAUUGUGACCAGUACUGGCAAUACUGUAUUGUGGAAUCUAGUCUUUUAAAAUAUGUAUAUAUACAUUCAGCUUCUAUAAACUGACUUGUGUAAAAUAGUGUGCAUUACAAUUGUUUUCGUUUUGAAAUGGAAGAUGAUGUAUGUUUUUAAAAAUAUAUAUUUUUUAACUGCAAA